AUGGGAUCACACCCGCCUACCACCCCCGUCCACUACACCCGCCUACCACCCCCGUCCACCACACCCGCCUACCACCCCCGUCCACUACACCCGCCUACCACCCCUGUCCACUACACCCGCCUACCACCCCUGUCCACUACACCCGCCUACCACCCCCGCCUACCACCCCCGUCCACCACACCCGCCUACCACCCCCGUCCACCACCCCCACCUACCACCCCCGUCCACCACACCCACCUACCACCCCGUCCACCACACCCACCUACCACCCCUGUCCACUACACCCACCUACCACCCCUGUCAACAUCACCCACCUACCACCCCUGUCCACUACACCCACCUACCACCCCCGUCCACCACACCCACCUACCACCCCUGUCCACUACACCCGCCUACCACCCCCGUCCACCACACCCACCUACCACCCCCGUCCACCACACCCACCUACCACCCCCGUCCACCACACCCACCUACCACCCCUGUCCACUACACCCACCUACCACCCCUGUCAACAUCACCCACCUACCACACCUGUCCACUACACCCACCUACCACCCCUGUCCACAUCACCCACCUACCACACCUGUCCACCACACCCACCUACCACACCUGUCCACAUCACCCACCUACCACCCCUGUCCACCACAGCCACCUACCACCCUGUCCAUAUCACCCACCUAUCACCCUGUCCACAUCACCCACCUACCACCCCUGUCCACUACACCUGUCCACUACACCCACCUACCACCCCUGUCCACAUCACCCACCUACCACCCCUGUCCACCACACCCACCUACCACCCCUGUCCACAUCACCCACCAACCACCCCUGUCCACAACUCCUUUGAAAUGCUGA
Oncorhynchus keta (chum salmon) is the source of this 855-nucleotide messenger RNA. RefSeq lists its product as uncharacterized. The coding region runs from base 1 to 855 and encodes 284 amino acids. The transcript has a single exon. Lineage: Eukaryota; Metazoa; Chordata; Actinopteri; Salmoniformes; Salmonidae. The record is from RefSeq and is a predicted model, not a curated record.